Haliotis rufescens (red abalone) is the source of this 1291-nucleotide messenger RNA. RefSeq lists its product as uncharacterized. The transcript has 3 exons. The record is from RefSeq and is a predicted model, not a curated record. NCBI's taxonomy places the organism in Eukaryota, Metazoa, Mollusca, Gastropoda, Lepetellida, Haliotidae. Bases 265 to 1200 code for a protein of 311 amino acids.
GAUUCGCCCGUGUUUGUCGUUACGAAGCUAUCAACGGGAUGGACUGACGAAUCCAGUCGCCCAGAGUUCGGUCAGCGCUCAGCAUAUACGUUCACUCGACUGCAUGUUUUUAUAUACACAGGCUUAAUGUUGGCGAGCAUGUAGUGUCCACGCUGAGACCGACUUUUGAAACUUUUGAUAUUAUUGUUUGAACGUUAUUAAUCGUAACAAUUUUAAAUUAACAGUCAAUUUUAGAGUUCGUAGCAUUUGAGUCACGAUUCUAAGAUGUUGGCUAUAGUUGUAUUGGUUUUGGUUUUGGCACCAUGCGAGGGGAUAGAGAAUGCCUGGUUUUCUGUGUACGGGGAGCCGGAUUAUGCUCGUCCUGUGUCCCAGGGCACCGACUGGGGUGAGAAGACGAGGUUGGGGUGCUCUCGCAUGUGCGGUCGAAACACCGGGUGUUCGGCGUUUCAGUUCAAGAUGACGAACGCCCGACUCGGAAGUUGUGUGGUGUUCGAAACUCUGACACUCAGGAAGAACAUGGUGUCGAGUCCGGGAACUCAGUACUAUGAGAAGAGGACAUGUGAAGUGGACAUGCCUAUAGACGCCACAGUGAUGCACUUCUCAAACUACCAUACAGCUAUGUUCAGUGGGCCGAAGGUCAGAGUCUACAAGUUUAACAUAGUGGGUACCACGAUCACUUCCGUUGCUCGGGUUGGUGACUACUCCACCACUGACUUAUACCCAGGCUAUACAAACUCAGUGGACGCAGCAUUUGAGUUCAUAGGAACCAACCCUACAAAAACUAUACUCCUGAAAGGUACAAAGGAAUCUUGCUUCCAGAGAGCUACGAGCGGAGCCUUCACUUUCAGCGCAUGUGCAGACACUCACUACUUCAGCACCUUCUUUGCCAGCAGUGGUUUGUCCCGCGUGGACUCGAUCGCCGUAGACAGCACCACCUCCCCCGACCUGCACGUCACGGCUAGCGGCAUCGUAUACCAUCUUCGUUAUUCCAGCAGCUCGGGGAAGUUUGAGAUAAUACAAAACCAUGACAUGCUGCUGCAGACCGCAGGUAACCCAUGGAGCGGAGCCUUUAAAGGUGCCACAGCCAUGUUCAGACUGACCUACAAACGUUUUUACCUCUUUGAAGGUUCAAAAUAUGUCAAGUAUGACACUGUCUCGAAACAGUUCGUUGGAAAUCCAUCAAUCAUAUGUAGCGACUGAAGCAGACGCUUGGACUUUCCUGACCCACGUACGUUUAUGUAUGAACACACAAUGCCACUUUAGAAAGUGGUCAAAUUUAACAAAUGUUAUU